AUGGACCGGUGGACCGGCGUCCUCCACGUCCCCUUUUCCCGAGGCGGAUCCCUCUUCCGCGUCGUCGCCUCACUCUUCCUCUCGCCCGCCAAAACGCUCGCCGUUCCACGGGUCAACGCGAUCCUUUUCACGGGCGACCGCGUCCGCUGCACCGGAGAUCCGGCGAUCGAACGGCUCUCGGACGCCGCCCACCUGGCUGGGGUCCUCGCCGGGAAGCUCCCUGUGGAGACCAAUGCGUGGGUGAUCGACGCCGCAUGCUUUGCUGGGCCAUUUGCGGUGUACCGAGAACUUGUUCCGACCAUGGACGGCGCUGGAGACCCCAAGGGGUAUGACCCCACUGGCCUUCCUGCCGCUGCCGGUGUUGCCAACAUCCUUGCACACAGCAUCGGUGAGAUACAAAAUCGGUUCUUGAGGUUCUCGGCAAAGGAUUCGGCUGUCAAUCAGCAUCCUUCAGCAUCAUUGCCAUCCUACUCUCCUCCUAGGACUAUCAUCCUUGGCUUCAGCAAGGGUGUAGUUGUUGUCAACCAACUUGUGACAGAACUUUCUCAUUGGGCACCAGGAUCAAUGGAAAACACAGUUGAUGUUUUGAGACCAAACCCAUCGCAUUUGACCCAGAAUCUCUUGGUUCCUACUUCAAGUACUGAUGUGUUAUCAAGUAUUUCUGAAUUCCACUAUGUGGAUGUUGGCCUCAACUGUGCUGGAGCAUACAUAACUGACCAUGAAGUGAUCAAGAGGAUAUGUGAUUAUGUCGUGCAUGCUGGUAAGAACAUCCGCUUUGUCCUUCAUGGUACUCCAAGGCAGUGGUCUGAUCCGAGCCGCUCAUGGAUCCGGAAGGAGAAAGACAUAAUGCUCCAGGUGCUUCGAGAUGAAGCUCAGAGGAGUGAACUAAGACUAGUGCCGUCUGAAAAGUUGUAUUUUGAGGGUAGACCUCGCAGCCUGCUGAUGCAUUUUGAGAUUUUGGAAGCAAUGGAUAUAAGCUGA
Miscanthus lutarioriparius is the source of this 981-nucleotide messenger RNA. The record is from the annotation of a GenBank genome assembly. Lineage: Eukaryota; Viridiplantae; Streptophyta; Magnoliopsida; Poales; Poaceae.